Galendromus occidentalis (western predatory mite) is the source of this 1510-nucleotide messenger RNA. RefSeq names its product Sil1 nucleotide exchange factor. The coding region runs from base 205 to 1470 and encodes 421 amino acids. The transcript is spliced from 9 exons. Lineage: Eukaryota; Metazoa; Arthropoda; Arachnida; Mesostigmata; Phytoseiidae. Gene Ontology annotation, cellular component: endoplasmic reticulum. The record is from RefSeq and is a predicted model, not a curated record. Gene Ontology annotation, molecular function: adenyl-nucleotide exchange factor activity.
CGCAGAAUCCGCGAGAGGGAGCUGGCCCGGCACCAGAUUCGAAAAACAAGAUUGACGUGUACUUCAGCAAACAUUCUUCUGAUGAAAUAGCUCCUACACCGUGAGUUGCCUCGGGCUCCUUGUCAGCACUGCCUCAUUCCUCGCUGCGAUACGGACUCGUUCCUGGCAUUCAGACUGAGCUCGUGCCUCAAUUGUGCUUCCAGAAUGAAGAGUCCUAGGUUCACCAUAGGACUCUGCGUUGCGUGGAUCUUCGUUUCUGUAGUUUCGGCUGAUACCAAAGCCGUAGUCAGCGUUGUACAAAAAGAAAGUCAAAAUCAUGACCGAACAGACCAGUCGGGUGAUGUCCAACCCACGAAGAUAUUCAAGCCGGAAAAACACUGGAAGAAAGUUCAGCCCGAUGAAGCGAUCCCUAAAGGCUUGCAUGUCCGCAUCAAUAUGCAGACCGGAGAGAAAGAAGCCAAACUUCUCGACGAGACAGAGAACUCGGCCGAUAGCAGGAAACUCACGCCGGAGCAGCUCAAAGUCUACGUGAAAAACGUGAAGAACGAGGCCGACAAAUUAAAAGAGACAGAUACCUCGCAAUUCCGAGACAUGGACACGAUCCGCAAGGAAUUCGAGGAGCUCGAUUUGAAACCCGUGAAAUCCGAUAGUCAUACAAUCCAGGAACUGUUGUCCAUGUUCAGGAGCGAGUCGUCUUCGUCUGGCGAUAGAAUGCAGCAGCUGAAGGAGAUGGAAUAUCUCUUGCAUCAGUACGAUGUCGCCAAGGAUUUCGUGAAAAUGGGAGGCAUACGGGAGCUUCUAGUAUCAUUGAACGAUAGCCACAUUCGGGACAACGCCGCACUCGCUCUAGGAGCUGCUCUGCAAGGGAACCCGGAGGUGCAACGAGCGGCUCUGGCAUCUCAAGGCAUUCACUCGCUACUGGUCUCUCUGAACGAGGGAUGCAGUUCGCAUUGUGUACUCGCUCUCUCGGCGCUCUUGCGUCAGUUUCCGAAGGCCCAAACAGCGUUCCUGUCUGAGGGGGGUCCUCAGAUACUGUCGAAGACAUUCCGUGACUCGGGAUCGAACGAGAAGACGAAAGUGAAGAUCAUAACACUCCUCGGAGAUCUCCUUGUUGAAGGACACCACGCCAAGAGCGGCAAAGAGGGAGAUGUGCUUAGAUCGGCUUAUUCAAAAGUCAUACUGGGUCCCAGCGUCGUUGAUGCCGGUUUUUGUGAACUUAUAUCGGCGUCGCUGUCUUCACGCAACGAAGAUGUCCGGGAGAAGGUUUUGAAUGCUCUACAUUCUCUCAUCGACUAUUGUAAAUUCGACCUUCUGGUGCCCCAGCUCGAAAGCUUGCGCAUUCAUUACAAGACUCGGAUGUUUGAAGACGAUCCCAAACAGGCAGACGAAUAUUUCGAGACUCUCUAUAAGCUCACCGAUGAUCUCGUCAAGCACAUCACGGACGAAUCCCACCAACACAUGGAGCUGUGACUGUGAAUUCUCGUGACUGCUCCGGUGCUCGUUCAUCGGU